AUGGCUUUCGGACAAAAUUCACGAGGUCGUGGUGGCAGUCGUGGUCGAGGAGGUUUUAGAGGAGGUCGAGGUGGUGGUGGCGGACGAGGUGGUGGUAGUGUAGGUUUUGGUAAUCGUGGAGGUAGUCGUGGUGGUAGUCGUGGUGGUAGUCGUGGUGGUAAAUUUGGUGGUGGAAACGAUCGAGGACGAGGCGGUGGCUUUGGACAAGAUCGAGGACGAGGCGGUGGUUUUGGACAAGAUCGAGGACGAGGCGGUAGUUUUGGACAAGAUCGAGGACGAGGCAGUAGUUUUGGACAAGAUCGAGGACGAGGCGGUGGUGGUGGUGGUGGAAGAUUCUCAGAAACUAAACGUGAAUUCAUGAGUGAUAGUAUUUAUGUUGGUCAAUUACCUGCUGAUAUUCAAGAAAAUGAUUUGAAAAAAAUGUUUCCAAAAGCAAAAAAUUUACAACUUGUACCAGCUGUAGGAACUCGACCUGGUCAUGCUUUUAUUACAUUUCCUGAUGAUUCUUCAGCAGCAGCAGCUGUUAAACAAGGUGCUACAUUUAACGAUACACAACUUAAAAUAGCUUUUCAAAAUAAACGUGGUGAACCACAAAAACGGUCAUCAGAUACAGAUGAUCAAUCAGGUCCUAAAGCAAAAAAACUCAAAAGUGAUAUGUCUCCUGCUAAAGGAUCAGCAAAUAAAAAUGGUUUAAAAGCACAAAGUAAAAAAAAAGCUGCUUCUGAUGAUGAUGAGGAUGCGGAUGAAGACGAUGAUGAUGAAUCAAUGGAUUUUGAAGAUGAUGAUGAUGAUGAUGAUGAUGAUGAAGACGAUGAUGAUGAAAAUGAAUCAGAUGAAGAAGAUGAAAAAAAGCUUAAAAAAACAGUUGCAAAAAUGGUUUCUGGAGGAAAAUUAGAUAAAGCUGCAGCAAAACCAUUAGGUGGAAAAAAUGUUGAAGAAGAAGAAGAUGAUGACGAUGAUGAUGAUGACGAUGAAGAUGAUGACGAUGAUGAUGAAGACGAUGAUGAUGAUGAUGAAGAUGAAGAAGAAGAAAAACCAUCUAAAAAAACUCCGCCUACAUCAGCCAAACAAGCAACACCAACUGUUGGUCAAAAUAAAAAUAAAGGCAAAACAGAAUUAACAAAACCAACUGUUAUCGAUAAUUCAUCUCAAAAAAAGACUAAACCUACAGCUCAAACAAUUUCAAAUAAAUCACCAUCAGCUGAAACUCAAAAACGUACAAUUGAUGUUGUUGAUAAAUCAGGUCCUCAAGCGAAAAAACUUAAGAAUGAAACUCCAGUUACUGGUAAAAAUGUUCCAGCAGGAAAUAAGAAUGUUUUGAAAGGAAAAGGAAAACAAGAUGAUGAUGAAGAUGAAGAUGACGACGACGAAGAUGAUGAUGAUGAACUUGAUUUCGGUGAAGAUAGUGAUGAUGAUGAUGAUGAUGAUGAUGAUGACGAUGAAGAUGAAACACCUAAAAAAUCUAUCGGAAAAUCACCUGUAACUGGAAAACAAACUAAACCUGUUGCCAAACUGUCAAUGGCUGAAGACGAUGAUGAAUCCGAUGAUGAUGACGAUGACGACGAUGAUGAUGAAGAAGAAGACCAAAAACCUACAAAAGCAGCAGCGAAACCAACACCAGCUUUGAAACAAACUAAGCCUAUUGCCAAACCAUCAAUGGCUGAAGACGAUGAUGAAUCCGAUGAUGAUGAUGAGGAUGACGAUGAUGAUGAUGAUGAAGAAGACCAAAAGCCUACAAAAACGGCAACCAAACCAACGCCAGUUUCGAAACAAACUAAACCUACUGCCAAAGCACCGACUGCUGAAGAUGAUGACGAUGACGAAGACGAUGAUGACGAUGAAGACGACGACGAUGAUGAUGAAGAAUCUACACCUGCAGCACCACUUAAAUCUGCUUUAAAAAAACCAUCAUCAACUCCAACUUCAACUCCAUCAAAACAAAAACCAUCAUCGACUCCAACUAAAUCAGAAACUAAACCAAAACAAGAAACAUUAAUAUCAAAUGCUAAUAAACCACUUAAUAAAACACAAUUAUUUAUUAAUUCAAUAAAAGAAAGUGUUAGUGUAUCUGAUAUGAAAGAACUUUAUCCAAAAGCAAAAUCAAUUAAAAUGCAAAAACGUAAAGUUGGUCCAAAUCGUAAAGUUAUUCAAUUUGCUUUUGUUUCAUUUGAUAAUGAAGCUGAUUGUACUGCAGCAUUAAAUGCUCAUACACAAAUUGGUGGUGAAAAAGUUAAUGUUUCUUAUGCAUUUGCACCAGUUGGUAAACAACAAACAAAAACAAAUGAUGAAUCAAAUAAAAAACAAGAAAAAAAUGAGAAAAAACAAGAACAAAAAUCAACAAAUGGAAAUAAUAAACAAGAAAAAAAUGAGAAAAAACAAACACCAUCAAAUGAGAAUACAAAUAAAAAAGAAAAAUCUAAAAGUGAAAAACAACUUUCAACAAAUGCAAUCUAUGUUGGUCAAUUACCAGAACAUGUUGUUGAAGAUGAUAUAAAAAAACUUUUUCCAAAAGCAACUAAAAUUGAAUUACAUUCAGCUAAAGCAAAAAAUAAAGGUGUGCGACCUGGUUUUGCAUUUAUUACAUUUUCUGAUGAUAAUUCAGCUGCUGCCGCUAUUAAACUUGGACCAACAUUAACACUUAAAAAUACACAAUUAAAAGUUGCUUAUCAAACUAAACGAGCAACACCAACAGCUACUGAAUAA
Molecule: messenger RNA, 2703 nt
Organism: Rotaria sordida
Lineage: Eukaryota; Metazoa; Rotifera; Eurotatoria; Philodinida; Philodinidae
Source: the annotation of a GenBank genome assembly